Synchiropus splendidus (mandarinfish) is the source of this 2190-nucleotide messenger RNA. It is a transcript of the gene p4ha3, whose product is annotated as prolyl 4-hydroxylase, alpha polypeptide III. Bases 38 to 1657 code for a protein of 539 amino acids. Gene Ontology annotation, biological process: peptidyl-proline hydroxylation to 4-hydroxy-L-proline. The record is from RefSeq and is a predicted model, not a curated record. The transcript has 13 exons. Gene Ontology annotation, molecular function: L-ascorbic acid binding; iron ion binding; protein binding. Lineage: Eukaryota; Metazoa; Chordata; Actinopteri; Syngnathiformes; Callionymidae. Gene Ontology annotation, cellular component: endoplasmic reticulum.
GCCGCUGGAGUCGCGCUCGCUACUUUCCGCGCUGGAGAUGAAGCAUGUUGCAUGCGUUUGCUGGCUUGUCGGUCUCCUGACGAUCGCGUGCGAGGCUGAAAUGUACACGUCCCUGCUGAACGUGAAGCAAGCGAUCAAUGUUGAACGGAAGCUGAUCGAUUACUUGAGGACGUACAUCGACCGUGAAGUGGAGAGACUGGAGGACGUUCGCCGGUUUCACUCCAAAGUUCUGGACCUCCACAGUAAAAUAUAUGAGGGAUCAGAAAGCUCCUCCAUGUCGAACCCCCUGGUGUCCUUCACACUGAUCAAGCGACUUCAGUCCGAGUGGCUCAAUGUGAUUUACAGCAAUGAGGCGGAGGAGAACACACAAGCCCUUAGGUCCAGUUACGAGGCGGAAGGGGCUGAUCUGCCCGAGCUGGAAGACCUCCAGGGCGCUGCGAGGGGCCUGAUGAGGCUGCAGGAUGUGUACUCACUGCAUGUAGCGGGUCUUGCCAGGGGUCGAUUCCAGAGGGUCUCCGAUGGCAAACUUACUGACCUCCACAUGCCGACCGUGUCCAUCCCACUGACAGGAGACGACUGCUUUUGGGUUGGAAAGGUUGCCUAUGAGCAAGAAGACUAUUACCACUCUGUGCAGUGGUUGGAGGAGUCGGUGCGUCUGUUCCGAGGUUCUGAGCGAGACUGGGUCCCGGAAGAUGCAGGAACUCUGGAAGAUGCUCUGGACCAUCUGGCCUUCUCUCACUUCAAGACAGGAAAUGUCUCACAUGCUCUCAGUCUCUCCCAGGAGUUACUGCAUCACGAUCCACUGAACAGAAGAGUCUUGCAGAACGUGGAAAAGUACGAGAAGUUGUUGGGGAAGAACCCUCCCAGUCCCGGGGAAGGCUUGAAGAGACCGUCGUCUGAUUAUUUAAGGACGAGAGACACUUACGAGAGACUCUGUCAGAGUCAAGGCUCUCAGCAGAUACAUUACAAAAACCCCAAACUCUUCUGUGACUACUUCACCAACAAGAGCCCGGCUCUGCGUCUGAUGCCGGCGAAGAGGGAGGUUCUGAGCCUGCAGCCGUACGUGGUUCUGUACCACGACUUCAUCACUGACUCAGAGAGCGACGACAUCAAGAGACUCGCCCAGCAUGGAUUAAGACGAUCUGUGGUAGCGGCUGGAGAGAAACAGGCGACAGCUGACUAUCGCAUCAGCAAGAGUGCCUGGCUCAAGGAUUCGGCUGGUUCAAUUGUGGAGAAGCUGGACCACCGGAUCUCCUCGCUGACCGGUCUCAAUGUGAAGCAUCCCUACGGCGAGUACCUGCAGGUGGUGAAUUAUGGGAUAGGAGGGCAUUAUGAGCCGCACUUCGACCAUGCCACGUCGCCCACGAGUCCAGUGUUCAAGCUGAAAACAGGGAAUCGAGUGGCAACUUUUAUGAUAUAUCUCAGCUCUGUCCAGGCAGGUGGUUCCACGGCCUUCAUCUAUGCCAACUUCAGCGUUCCAGUGGUGGAAAACUCUGCCAUCUUCUGGUGGAACCUUCGCAGAAACGGGGAGGGAGACGACGACACGCUUCAUGCUGGGUGUCCGGUGCUGCUUGGGGAUAAAUGGGUGGCAAACAAAUGGAUUCAUGAGCACGGCCAAGAGUUCCAGCACCGCUGCAGCCUGAAUCCUGAAGAGUGAGAUCACUGCUGUGUCCCAACAAGAACCCCAACCAUGAUCCAGAGUGGUAGUCAAAGACAGCCAUGCUUGAGAGCAGAAUGUCAGCCCCACCCGGAUAUGAAAGUUGGAUCGGUGGAAGUGGAUGAUGAUGUGUUCUCGUUGUGCUGCUUUUAGUUAAAAGAGUCCUAGACUCGACACGAGAGGCAGCCAGAUGCAGUCCAGGCGUUAAAGGGUUCGGCAUUUUCUCAUGUUUACUGAACUAAUGAUUGUGUCUCUUGAAGGGUGUAUUUAAGUCUGUAUUUAAAUGAAUUAACUCAAUUGUAUUUUCUUAAUUUAAAGUGACAAUAAAUGCUACUGUUUUGCGACACAUUAAUGAAUGUUUCAGGCCAAAGGAGAAGAGAAAGCGGUUGACUUGUGAGAAUAAAAUGUGGGCUUUGAAUUUAUUUUUAAAACCAUUUUUGCACAAUUUGUGUCCAAACUGUUCUGAUUUGUUGAAUCUCAAUAUCUGCCAGCUGAAGAUUUGAGCUCAACAUGAGCAAAACCAUGAAAAAUCC